Messenger RNA from Chenopodium quinoa (quinoa), 2907 nucleotides. Its product is annotated as DNA-(apurinic or apyrimidinic site) lyase, chloroplastic-like. NCBI's taxonomy places the organism in Eukaryota, Viridiplantae, Streptophyta, Magnoliopsida, Caryophyllales, Amaranthaceae. The record is from RefSeq and is a predicted model, not a curated record. Gene Ontology annotation, molecular function: DNA binding; endonuclease activity; double-stranded DNA 3'-5' DNA exonuclease activity. Gene Ontology annotation, biological process: base-excision repair. The transcript is spliced from 12 exons. Gene Ontology annotation, cellular component: nucleus. The coding region runs from base 984 to 2507 and encodes 507 amino acids.
UUUUAAUUUAAUAUUUCUACUGAUUUAUUGGUUUCUCGUGGGUUUCUGAUGCCGGAAUUUCUUCUCAAAAUUAAUACCAAUGAAAUAAUUGAUAGAGUAUGACGGGUGUACCUGGAAGAGUAUGACCCCUGUGAUAAGACUUGGCUGAACAUAAGCGAUCUAUAUGGUGGUUUAGCUUAUUCAACACCCCAAGUGUUCGUUAGCUUUUGCCUUUGAGAAAUAUUUUAUGCAACUUUUUUUUUUUUUUUUUUUUUUUUUUUUUUUUUUUUUUACAAUAAAAUUAACCAAAUCCAUCAUUACAUCACCAUCACAACCACCACCAUCUCUCCACCGUUCCGCGGAUCAACUACGUACAAAGGCCUUCCUCUUCCCCUCUUCCUCUUUUUCCUGUCAUCUUCUUUUUAUUCCAUCCUUUCUCAACAACAAUGACCCCAACGCUGCUUUGUUGUGGAACAAAAAGAUACCCCAGUAGCAAAGAGUAUAAAAUAUGACCAUAUAUUAACUCCUUAAGGAAAACAUCUCCUUUGUAGCAGCAUCUCCAACAAUGGUGGCACAUGUAGAGGAAGAAAAUGAAAUUUUAAGUUAUCUUGGUCGUGAUGUGAGAACGGAAAUUUGAGGAAAAAACUAUUUUGAAUUUGUGAUUACAAAUUAACCCCUAACCUCGAUUUCAUUGAAAAUAUGACCAAUUUAUCCCCUGAUAGAUGUAUCAACUUUGUAUAUUAGCUUGGACCUCAACCCUCACAUUUUUUUUCUUAGUCUAGUAUUUGCGUGUUAGACAAUUUAAAAGUGAAAGAGGAGUGUAAAGGAUCCCCACCCAAAGUGUUCCUACUGAAACCCCAACUUUAAAUAAUAAUAAAAAAAAAAAAAAAAAAAAUUGUAACAGCUUCCGUCUCUCCACACAGUCCACAGUCACACUGACGAAUAACGGCAGUUAAGUGUUAAUUGCGCGCCAUUCUCAUAUUCUCUUCAAUGUGUCCAACAUUAUGCUACUAGGGUUUCGAAAUUUCAUCAAUUUUAGUUGUGUAGGGUUCCAGAAAAAUCUCAAAAUUCAACAAGGGUUGUUUGCGAUUCAAGUACGAGCAAUGGGUUCUGGUAAAAACGAGAAAUCGGCAAAAUUGUCAGUUGAUGCUAGUCCAAAUUCUCAGAAAAAUGUUUCAAAUGAAAAUGCUGUUGUUGGAAGCAAAUUAGCUGAAAUUUUGAGCAUAAAAAAUGACCCAGGAAAGCUGGAGAAUAUGACAGUUCAAGAGCUUAGAACUGCAUUAAGGAAUGUUGGAGCAUCCAGCAAAGGUCGCAAACAAGAGCUUGUUUCGGCUUUGAAAACUAUUUUGGAAGAGGGCAUUGAUGGUAAAAUUUCUUUGCUAAGUGAGAAUGAAUCUUUAGAGGAGAAUGUAUCAAAUCAAAUUAGCUCACCACAACGUAAACGGAGUAAAACAAAUGAAAAAGAUGUUGCUGAUGAGACUUUGGAUGUUGAUAUCGACAUCAAGACCGUGAAGCAAAGUACAUCCGUAGAGACUAGUGAUGUCUCUGGAAAAAAGCGUACUACAAAAAGAAAAGUGGCUGCAGGUUCUGCUAGCGUUCAUGUGGAAGUUUCUCAAGAGGUUAAUGAAUCUUCUUAUGAGAAGGAACCAUGGACAAGGUUUGCCCACAAAAAGCCUCAGAAAGGUUGGGUUGCUUAUAAUCCAAAAACCAUGAGGCCACCUCCUCUUACACGUGAUUCUAAUGUUGUGAAGCUGUUGUCUUGGAAUGUAAAUGGUUUGAGGGCAUUACUCAAGUUGGAGGGAUUCUCUGCACUUGAGCUUGCCCAAAGAGAGGAUUUUGAUGUUUUGUGCUUGCAGGAGACCAAAUUACAGGAGAAAGAUGUUGAAACAGUCAGAGAUCUUUUGGAAGGCUAUGAAAACAGUUUCUGGACGUGUAGUAUAGCUAAAGCUGGAUACUCUGGUACAGCAAUUGUUUCACGGGUUAAACCUUUGUCAGUGAAAUAUGGCCUUGGAAUAGCAGAUCAUGAUACUGAGGGCCGUGUAGUAACAGUAGAGUUUGAUUCAUAUUAUCUAUUGUGUGUAUAUGUUCCCAAUUCUGGGGAUGGUCUCAAGAGAUUGUCGUACAGGAUUACAGAAUGGGACCCGUCGCUCAGCCAGUAUGUGAAAGAAUUAGAAAAGUCAAAACCUGUAAUUCUGACUGGUGAUCUGAACUGUGCACAUCAAGAGAUUGACAUUUAUAACCCUGCUGGAAACAAGAGGAGUGCUGGAUUUACAAUUGAAGAAAGGGAAUCAUUUGAGAAGAACUUCCUGUCCCAGGGAUUUGUGGACACUUUCAGAAAUCAGCAUCCCAAUGUUGUGGGAUAUACUUAUUGGGGCUACAGGCAUGGUGGACGUAAAACUAACAGAGGAUGGCGGCUUGACUACUUUCUAGUCUCAGGAUCAAUAGCUGACAGGGUUCAUGACUCCUAUAUUCUCCCAGAUGUCAAUGGUAGUGACCACUGUCCCAUUGGCCUAGUAAUCAAGUGCUAGCCUACACCCAUAUAUAACUCAUCAAGUGGGAUCCAUGUGUGGCUCAUGAAGAAAAACACUUCUUGAUGGUGCAAAUUUGACAUCAGUGCUGCAAAUCUUGCCUGCUCCUGUUCUAACUUUAUGAACCGGAGGACCAAGCAAUUGCUCUUCAGCUUUGAUGCACUGCGUUGAGCAUUCACUAUUAUUGGGAUGCGAGGAAGUCGGCUUUAUUUGGAAAAGGGGCAUCACAAAGUUUACACGGGGUUGGUUCAAUUUUGCAAUCAGAGCCUUUUUCAUCCUUGUAAGCUUGUCCUUGCAGUGUGUCCUAGUUGAGUCUUAUUCACUUGAGACGUUAUAACUUUAAUGUAAAUCAAGUAUUUACACAUGUUAUUGUCUUCUGUUUAUUGUUUAUGCAUAGCCA